UGGGACGUGCGCUUUCCUGCGCAUGCGGGAUGACGGCCGCUGGCCGGGCGGGGAAGCGUGGCCAGUUGGGAGAGGCAGAUUACCCGUGCGGCCGGGGACGCUUUCGUCGGCGGGGAAUGGGUGCUGCUACCAUGAGGUUGAAUCAGAACACCUUGUUGCUGGGGAAGAAGGUGGUCCUGGUACCCUACACCUCAGAGCACGUGCCUAGGUACCACGAGUGGAUGCAAUCAGAGGAACUGCAGCGUUUGACAGCCUCAGAGCCGCUGACCCUGGAGCAGGAGUAUGCCAUGCAGCGCAGCUGGCGGGAAGAUGCAGACAAGUGCACCUUCAUUGUGCUGGAUGCAGAGAAGUGGCAGACCCAGCCGGUCCCCACUGAAGAGAGCUGCAUGGCAGGAGAUGUGAAUCUCUUCCUCACCGAUCUAGAAGACCCCACCCUGGGGGAGAUUGAAGUCAUGAUUGCAGAGCCCAGCUGCAGGGGCCGGGGCUUCGGCACUGAGGCUGCUCUUCUGAUGAUGUCUUACGGAGUGAGCAAGCUAGGUCUGACCAAGUUUGAGGCUAAAAUUGGUCAAGGAAAUGAACCCAGCAUCCGGAUGUUCCAGAAACUUCAUUUCAAGCAGGUGGCUGUGAGCAGCGUUUUUCAGGAGGUGACGCUCAGACUGACCAUGAGUGAGGCCGAGCGGCAGUGGCUCCGGGCGCAGACCAACCACAUGGAAGAGAAGCCCUACAGAGACGGGUCCACAGAGCCCCACUGACAGCCAGGACUUCUGGGCAGCCACCCCGCAUGAGUGGAGCCAGAGCUUUGCACAGGAGUGCCCUCCAACCCACUCCAAACUGGAAGUCACCUUUUGGGGCCUUCUAGACUCAGGCCAGGGGUGCUGGGGCCUCCUCUGCAUUGGCAGUGGCCACACUGAUCUCUCCACCUGGCCAUACUGACACUGACUCAGACUUCCCUGGAGUAAGUGGCAGGAAUCCACUGGAAAGGUCAGGGUGGAGAUGGAGCUGGAGGGGCCAGGCCCACCCCUUCAAGGCCAGAGGCACCACCCUAGGGCUGAGGCCCUGACUGGGAGUAAAGUACUUGGUCUGGUUAGCUUGUUUUCUCAUUUGGCUUGCAGAAAAGAUUUCCCAGGA
Messenger RNA from Sciurus carolinensis (gray squirrel), 1128 nucleotides. It is a transcript of the gene Nat9, whose product is annotated as N-acetyltransferase 9 (putative). Gene Ontology annotation, molecular function: N-acetyltransferase activity. Gene Ontology annotation, biological process: protein acetylation. The transcript has 7 exons. Lineage: Eukaryota; Metazoa; Chordata; Mammalia; Rodentia; Sciuridae. The coding region runs from base 30 to 752 and encodes 240 amino acids. The record is from RefSeq and is a predicted model, not a curated record.